AUGGAUGGUCAACAGUCUGUUGGUGGAAAAUUAUCCCAAUCCUUACACUUUAGUGAUGGUGUUUUUGAUCUCACAAAUGAACACAAUGAAGAGUGCUCUGAUUCAUCUAAGUCUAACAAUAUUCUGUUGCGUGUUAUUGACUGGUGCGGAGAAAAGUUGGCAUGGAGUUUUGGCAUUUCCUCACCGAAAUAUUAUUAUAUAAUUGAAAAUGCCAAAAUGAGAGCGUCGGAACGAAAUUUCAUCGACUUAGGUGAUAUGGAUGAUCCACAUGUUGCCAUUCUCCAGUCUUCGGUGCCAAACAACUAUACUCAUUCAUCAGUUCUUUCAUCUGGAUAA
Molecule: messenger RNA, 336 nt
Organism: Schistosoma rodhaini
Lineage: Eukaryota; Metazoa; Platyhelminthes; Trematoda; Strigeidida; Schistosomatidae
Source: the annotation of a GenBank genome assembly